Prionailurus viverrinus (fishing cat) is the source of this 1537-nucleotide messenger RNA. It is a transcript of the gene SDSL, whose product is annotated as serine dehydratase like. The coding region runs from base 399 to 1388 and encodes 329 amino acids. The transcript is spliced from 10 exons. Lineage: Eukaryota; Metazoa; Chordata; Mammalia; Carnivora; Felidae. Gene Ontology annotation, molecular function: L-serine ammonia-lyase activity; threonine deaminase activity. The record is from RefSeq and is a predicted model, not a curated record. Gene Ontology annotation, biological process: L-serine catabolic process; L-threonine catabolic process.
AGGAAACUGGGCAGAGCUGGUGCUCCGGCUGGGCUGGCCGCUGGGCCACAGACUGGAGCCAAGCUGGGUCUGAGGACUGUUCGGCUGGAAGGAAUGCUUUUCCCUGGGCUCCCUGUUGUCCCUCAUCUCCAACAUCCCCGUUGGAGAACCUGCAGAUCGAAAGAGAAUUCAAAGACCUCUCAACCAACGCACACGCGCAGAUCCGAUCUCAUCCUGGUUCAAACUGUUAGAAACCCCAAAUCACUGACAGCAAAACCAGCCAUUUAUCCAGCUUAAUGAGAGGGAUGGAAAGGUGAACAAUCACCAGCUAGAAUGUGAUCUGGCCAAGCAGGGGCUGCUUCUGACUUGGGCAUUCCUGGGUCGCCAAACCUGGAACUGCCUGGCACAUAGCUGCUGGAAUGGAGAGCCCCCUGGCAGACUGUGCUCAGGGUGGGCAUUUCCAUGUGGUCACUCCUCUGCUGGAGAGCUGGGCACUAUCCCAGGUGGCAGGCACGACCGUCUUCCUCAAGUGUGAGAACGUGCAGCCGGCCGGCUCCUUCAAGAUCCGGGGCAUUGGGCAUUUCUGCCAGGAGGCGGUCAAGAGGGGAUGCAGACACUUGGUGUGCUCCUCAGGGGGCAACGCAGGCUUUGCUGCUGCUUAUGCCGCUUGGAAGCUGGGCAUCCCUGCCACCAUUGUGCUCCCUGAGGGCACCUCCCCGCACGUGGUGAGGAGGCUGCAGGGGGAGGGGGCUGAAGUCCAGCUGGCUGGAAAGGUCUGGGACGAGGCCAGCCUGAAGGCACAAGAGUUGGCCAAGAGGGAUGGUUGGGUGAACGUCCCUCCGUUUGACCACCCCCUGAUCUGGGAAGGCCAUGCCAGCCUGGUGCGAGAGCUGAAGGCAGCACUGGGGACCCCACCGGGGGCCCUUGUGCUGGCAGUAGGCGGUGGAGGGCUCCUAGCUGGGGUGGCAGCUGGCCUCAUAGAGGUGGGCUGGCAGCAUGUGCCCAUCAUCACAGCAGAGACCCAAGGGGCACACUGUUUCAAUGCAGCCAUCAAGGCAGGCAAGCUAGUCACACUGCCAGACAUCACCAGUGUGGCCAAGAGCCUGGGUGCCAAGACUGUGGCCAGGAGGGCCCUGGAGUGCACGAAGGAGCUGGAGAUCUUCUCUGAGGUAGUGGACGAUGCCCAGGCCGUGAGUGCUGUGCAGAAGUUCCUGGACGACGAGCGCAUGUUGGUGGAGCCUGCCUGCGGGGCAGCUCUGGCUGUCAUCUACUCAGGCCUCCUGGGGAGGCUCCAGGCUGAGGGCCGCCUGAGCCCCUCCCUGGCCUCGGUCGUGGUCAUUGUGUGUGGAGGCAACAACAUCAACAGUCAAGGGCUGCAGGCCCUGAAAGCCCAGCUGGGUCAGAGCUGAGGGCCCCUCCACCGAACGGACACACCCGCAGGUGGCCGAGGGGCCUCUGGGCUCAUGGAUGGUGCAGCCGCCUCCUACAGGAAGCCCUCCUGCUCCCUGUGACUCCCCGCAGCCCUGGCCAAUAAAACCUUUCUGAGUUGAAUUUGUAA